AUGAUUUUAUUUCUUCCUCUUCUUCUUACUGUAUUAUUUAUGGAUAUUGAAAAUUGUCAUGCAAUUCAACAAAACAAAACGUAUUUUCAUCCAUUUUCAGACCAACUAAUCACAUUUAUCAAUAACCAUCCUAAUGCUGGAUGGAAAGCUCAAAGAACUAAUCGAUUUAGUACAAUUGAAGAUGCUAAAUUAAUGAUGGGUGUUAUAUUGGAAGAUAAUAAUCAAAGAAUAAAAUUACGUCCAACAAUUAGACAUAAUGAUGUUAAUAUUAAAUUACCAAAAUUCUUUGAUUCACGUAAACAUUGGAAGAAUUGUCCAAGUAUUCGAACAAUACGUGAUCAAUCUUCAUGUGGUUCAUGUUGGGCUUUUGGAGCUGCUGAAUCAAUGAGUGAUCGUAUCUGUAUUCAUUCUAAAAGUAAAAUCUCUGUAGAAUUAAGUGCUGUUAAUCUAUUAAGCUGUUGUACAAGAUGUGGUCUUGGUUGUAAUGGUGGUAUUCCAGGAAUGGCAUGGGAUUAUUGGAAAUAUGAAGGUAUUGUUACAGGAGGAUCAAAUGAAACGCAUACAGGAUGUCAACCAUAUCCAUUUCCUAAAUGUAAUCAUCAUGCAAGUACAAAAAGUUAUCCACUAUGUGAAAGUCAUUAUUAUUCAACACCAGAAUGUUAUAAAAGUUGUCAAGAUGAUUAUCAUAAACCCUAUAAAAAAGAUAAAUUUUAUGGUAAAACUUCUUAUAAUGUAGCCAGUGAAGAAAUUUCAAUCAUGAAAGAGAUUUUAUUAAAUGGUCCAGUUGAAG
Molecule: messenger RNA, 790 nt
Organism: Schistosoma bovis
Lineage: Eukaryota; Metazoa; Platyhelminthes; Trematoda; Strigeidida; Schistosomatidae
Source: the annotation of a GenBank genome assembly